Messenger RNA from Xyrichtys novacula (pearly razorfish), 4096 nucleotides. The record is from the annotation of a GenBank genome assembly. Lineage: Eukaryota; Metazoa; Chordata; Actinopteri; Labriformes; Labridae.
GCUUGUUCACGGUGAAAAACGACGAAGAAGAAUUCAGGGAGGUGUCGUCAGUGCACCCGAAGAAGAACCAAACUGUGGAGGAAUCAUGGCUUCCCCUGCUGGUUGUGAACAUUAUGUACGCAGCUGCUUAUUAAAAGUGAGUUAACUUUGUGUUUAUAUGUUAUUAUUAUUCACCCCACUCGCUAAAAGAGGUUUGUUUUAUUUUGUGUGACUGACGAUAACCUUUCCUUUAAGACAAAUGCGGUGUUUGUUGAACUAGAAUUACUCACACUCGUUUUUGGAAACUAAAUAGCACAUGAUCAUGAAAUAUUAGUUUUCCCAACACAUCUAUUCGAUUAGCUGAAUGGCAUUUGACACCUUACCGUGACUUUUGUGGAGUGGUUUUAAGCAGCUAUGCACACUCAUGUGUUGAUGCCAGCCUUUGGUUCUAGAGGAACUUGAGAUCAGAAGGGACCCGGUCCACAUGUCCACAUGUCCACCCUGUGUUCUGCUCUCAGGCUCCCUGCUGUGGAAAACUGUAUGUGUGCCGGCUGUGCCAUGAUGCAGAGGAGAACCACCAGAUGGACCGAUUCAAAGUGGAAGAGGUUCAGUGUUCAGAGUGUCACACACUGCAGCAGGUGAGAAAAGAACUCUAACCAGAUAGUUUGGAGAUCAUGAACAUCUCUGUCUAAAACCUGUUGUGAUGGGCUUAUAUAAGGAGCUGCAGGAAUGUAACAUGUCACUCUUCUUGUCUUUUAGGCACAGCAAACUUGCCAGCAGUGUAAUGUGCAGUUUGGGGAGUAUUACUGCGAUAUUUGCCACUUAUUUGACAAGGAUAAGAAACAAUACCACUGUCAGCCCUGUGGGAUAUGCAGGUGAGCAGGAGUUGAUUUAAUCUCUUCAGGACAUUUCUGACACCGUGGGUUUCUGUUUUUAUUGCUAUAUCCUCAGUAGGGCUGGGUGAUAAAACGAUAAUGAUAUAUAUCGAAAAUGUAUUUAUUUAACAGCAUUCUUCCAUGUUUUGGUAGACUAUACGAAUAGUCAAUGAAAAGGGGAGUUGCUGCAGGUCCGCUUCGCACUGAACCAAUCAUGUGCUGAAUUAGAACCAAGUAGCAAACAACUGCAUAGUAGCAGGCUGCAGCUACACGCAACCAUAGCACUUUAACACGUGAAGCAGACAGCACUGUCGGUGAGAAAGAAAGAAAAUGAGUGCUACCCCUGACAGAAAUGCAGACAAGUCUACUCCUUAAAGUCUAAAUGCAUUGUCAGUGCUUUACCUGUGUUUGCUAAUGUUGCAAACAAAAAAGAAAGUGACAGUUAUCAGAAUCAGUUAUCAGUGCAGAAUAUAGAAAAAAGUUUACUUCUGUCAAUAUGAAUGACGCUUGAUUACACCAAAGCUUCAGUGUUAGUAUGACAGUCUCUUACAUUAAUCUACGAGUGAUACUGUGUUGUUCUACCUUCAACAGGAUCGGGCCCAGGGAGAAGUAUUUCCAUUGUGAGAAGUGCAAUCUGUGUUUAGCUCAGAAUCUGCGAGGAAACCACAAGGUGAUUUUCGUCCUUUCACUGUGUCUCACUCACACCCAGCUCAAAUAUUUUGUUUCAGAAGUAAAACAUCUUUUUUAUGUUUCAGUGUGUUGAAAAUGUAUCAAGGCAGAACUGUCCCGUGUGUAUGGAGGUAAUGGAAUAAUAAUUAUAUUAGUGGAUAUUUGCUAAAGUGACGUUACCUUUGCUUUAUUGUCACCUUUUCCUUUCUCAAAGUUUUAUAUCAUUUACUUUUCCAUGUACAGGACAUCCAUACAUCCAGAAUUAUGGCUCAUGUCCUUCCAUGUGGCCAUCUCUUGCACAAGUAAGACCAAUUAUUCUGAAACAUUCUGAGUUGAAAUGUGCAUAUUUUGCUGUCUGAUAUUUCUUACAUUUGGUUUGCUCACCGGGGAAACGAAACAUGAAUGUAUUGUAGCCUUGGGAGCACAUUUACUCCUCUAUACACUAUUUGCAUUAGCUGUAGAAAUAUUACAUUCUUUAAAUAGAGUGGAUUAAAACAUUGUGUCUGUUUGCAGUGAUGUCGACUUUGAAUCCAAUAUUUAUUAUUAUGAUAUGUGCUGCUGAUGUCUUGAUCUCAAUCUCAAUGGGUUCUUAUUUGGUAAAAUGAAGGUUAAAUUAAAAAAAAGAAAUCUUUACAGCUAUCGAUCAUAGUCAAAUAACUUCUGUGGUGUGUUGUAGUUUAUAUAGUAAUCAUGGUUUGAGCUCCAUUAUUACAUGAAGCUAACAAUCUGUUUGUCUCCAUCAUCUGCAGGACCUGCUUUGAUGACAUGGUCAGAAAGGGGUAUGUUUCUUAAGUUCUCUUUGAAUUUGUUAAAUUUUUCUAUCUUUGAAUUCGUUAAAUUGAGGUCGGAGUUCACAACAGUAAGGCCUGACUUCCUCUGAUGUGUAAAACCAGCUUCAUAAACCCCCAGUCACAAGAUUUUAGAGCAGAUCUGACCGUACAGACCAGACCUCCUCUGUGGGAUUCAUGUAGAAGGCAAGGCGAAAAAAUGUUCGGACCUGGCUUUCUUAAAAUUGUCCAAAGCCUGUCAGGGCUUAAAUAGUCGAGUCAUUCUAUAAUUAGGGGCCAUGGACUGUAUUUAUCAAUUUUACCAAAUAUUAACUCAAACCAAUGAUCAAUUUUAUAUCAGGGAACAUUUCGCUUUUAUUUAAUACAAAAAGUUUAAUAGAUAUUUUUUUUUUUUUUGCAUAAAUGCAUGUAAUAUACUGGGAUUUGUUGGUUUUAUGCGGUCAGAUUUUCUCAAUGUUAGGUUUAGCUUCUCAGAUUAACAUUAAAUUAAAUAUUUUUGGGCAAAAUUUUUGUAAAUAUUUGUUCAAAGUGUUUACUAAAUCAUGAGAAAUGUGUGCAUGACGAAAGUUUGACAUAUAGCAUAAAGAAGUUUUGGCUGAUUAAAGAAGAGAUCAGAUUAAUUACAUCCAAAGUGAAACCAGAACCAAGACACGUAUCUGACUGAGGUUUUUUCCACUAAAUGUUAUUGUUCUUGAUUUGUUCCAGGGCAUAUCGCUGCCCUCUGUGUAUGCACUCUGCAUGGAACAUGGAGGACCACUGGGAUCAGAUAGAUAAAGAGAUUUCCCAGUCCCCGAUGCCCACUGAGUACCAGGGUACUACAGUCAAAGUAAGAACUCAGUAAAUACAAAUGUAAUGGAUGAAGUGAAGAUUUAGUUGAAGUUGUGUUUAUAUUCAUGUUGUUUUUCCUCUCUGUAGAUUAUAUGUAAUGAUUGCCAAACCCACUGCACGGUGCCUUUCCAUGUGCUGGGGAUGAAGUGUAGUGGAUGCGGCUCGUACAACACGGCCCAGGACGGGGGUCUCAUUCAGCAGCCUCAGCAGGAGCAGCCGGAGCAGCAAGACACCGAGAACGAGGCGGAAACAGACACAGAGCCAGAGCAGCUAGAGCAACCAGAGCCAGCCACACCACAUUAGAUUUACAGCCGGUCUCAGUGCAUGAUAUUUUUACAUGAAACAUUCGUCAGGGGAGCUUUCAUACAAUAGGUCGCGUUGAGUUUGAGAAUAGCAGUACUUAAUUUCCUCAACUGUACACUCAAUAAAAACUCUAUUUAUUUCCUGUAGCUGCUGAUCCUGUUCAGAUCUGAAGCUCGUUUCAGUUUUCAGCGGGGGAGGUGAAGAACACUACUCCGAAAGUCUUUUAGAUGUCCACACAUCUACACUAAGAGUACUUUUAAUCUGCUAGAUGGGUGGCAGUCCAACAACUGUACAGCAUCAUAACAAAAAAUAAGUGGAUUUGAAGGAGCCGGUGAAGAUUGUAGAGAAUCAGAGUGAUUGUUUUCUGUUAAGUUCAGAGUCAUAGAUCCCAUAACAAUUCUUUUUCUGCAGAGGACUUUGUUGUCGCUUGUCAAAUAUUCAGAACUGUAUCUGCACCAGAUUAAAAUAUGUGUCAGGUACAAAUAAAAAUGUCUUUUUAGCAUAUUUACAGAACAGUCUAUCUGGUACUACGCUGGGACACAAGGCUGUAGUUUAUAAUCAUGUACUUAUUGUGUCUUAAUUCAGUUUGGGUACCUUUACAAUGAAAUAAUACAACUCCAAAUAAAAAAUAAGGAAAUUUACAACAAAAAAGAC